Arvicanthis niloticus (Nile rat) is the source of this 4865-nucleotide messenger RNA. RefSeq names its product alkaline ceramidase 2 (gene Acer2). Gene Ontology annotation, molecular function: N-acylsphingosine amidohydrolase activity. The record is from RefSeq and is a predicted model, not a curated record. Gene Ontology annotation, biological process: sphingosine biosynthetic process; ceramide catabolic process. Gene Ontology annotation, cellular component: Golgi membrane. NCBI's taxonomy places the organism in Eukaryota, Metazoa, Chordata, Mammalia, Rodentia, Muridae.
GACGCACAGUGCGCCCCGCAGACGCUCGGGCCGGUCGCCGCUGGGGAGAAGCUGCUCUGAUGCUCCAGAGCGGCCAUGGGCGCCCCGCACUGGUGGGACCAGCUACGGGCUGGCAGUUCGGAGGUGGAUUGGUGCGAGGACAACUAUACCAUCGUGCCUGCCAUCGCCGAGUUCUACAACACGAUCAGCAACGUCUUGUUUUUCAUUUUACCGCCCAUCUGCAUGUGCUUGUUCCGCCAGUAUGCAAUGUGCUUCAACAGUGGCAUCUACUUAAUAUGGACUCUCCUAGUUGUAGUGGGAAUUGGGUCUGUCUACUUCCAUGCAACUCUUAGUUUCCUGGGUCAGAUGCUUGAUGAACUUGCCAUCCUUUGGGUUCUGAUGUGUGCUUUGGCCAUGUGGUUUCCCAGGAGGUAUUUACCGAAGAUCUUUCGGAAUGACAGGGGCAGGUUCAAGGCAGUGGUGUGUGUCCUGUCUGCAGUUACAACAUGCCUGGCAUUUGUUAAGCCCGCCAUCAACAAUAUCUCUCUGAUGAUUCUGGGGGUUCCAUGCACUGCGCUGCUUGUUGCAGAGCUGAAAAGGUGCGACAAUGUGCGUGUGUUUAAACUGGGCCUCUUCUCAGGCCUCUGGUGGACUCUGGCUCUCUUCUGCUGGAUCAGCGACCGAGCCUUCUGUGAGCUGCUAUCUUCCUUUCACUUUCCCUAUCUGCACUGUGUGUGGCAUAUCCUCAUCUGCCUGGCCUCGUACCUGGGCUGUGUGUGUUUCGCCUACUUUGAUGCUGCCUCAGAGAUACCUGAACAAGGUCCAGUCAUCAGAUUCUGGCCCAGCGAGAAAUGGGCUUUUAUCGGUGUUCCCUACGUGUCUCUCCUAUGUGCCCACAAGAAGUCGCCAGUCAAGAUCACGUGACAGCAAGGCAGUGAUCGGCUUCUCUACUUCUAUGCGAGUGUGUGCUGGGCUUCGUUUGCUAGCAAAGACGGCCAAGGGGACUGAGGAAUUGGUGUGGUGUGGGUGUUUAAAAUUCUGCUCCUUUGUGAUCUAACUGGACCACUGUGCCUGACUUCCCCAGGCUGGGAAAUAGAGGGUUCAGGGACGUAAUGUAUCUUCUUCAGUGUCCUUUCCAGGCACACAGGCUUGCUGUGUUAUGUUCGUAAUGACAUGGACAGGGUAGUUGGGGAGACCUAGGGCAGCCCAAAGCUUCUUGCUGGAGAAGGUGGCUUAUGGUAGACCCACCCCAUCAUUCCCAGGCUCUCUCGUUACACCGGAGUCAGCCCCCUGAUAUACAAGACCUUCUGAUUUUGUGAUGGAAGGUUCCAGAACUUUUCAUUUUGCCAGGAGAAACUGUCCUUCAACAAAAUCAAGUGGGCAAAACACACGUGAGGGCUGUGGCUAAGGCGGGUGGCUCGUCACUCGCACCUCUUAGCUUUCUCAGGUUCUCCACGCCUUGUGGCUCCUUCUACCUCUCCUGAGAGAUGGCGCCUCGGCUUCAGAGGGCAAAGCCAGUAACACCCUCUAUGCCAAAAGCUACACUCCACUUUAAGCACACAUUAAAUAUUGACAUUAUUUCUGCUCUUCCAGAGUGCAGCAGCCUCAGACCCGCAGAGACUCCUUCUGGUGUGAAGAUUGCACACACAGCCCCCUCUGCUUGCCCCUUGACCUCUGUGAGAGCAAAGCCUCAUUGCAAUUACUGAGGCAGCUCUGGAGGUUUGAUUGUGGAGCUCAUGUGAAGCUUUAGGAAAGCUUUUCUUAUUGGAAGCUUUCAGUGUGUUGUUACCUCCAGGACUCUGACCCCAUUUCUCUGCUUUUUUUAGGGGAUGUGCGCUUCCUGAGGGAUGUAGCCUCCCUGGGAUGUGGACCUACAGGGGAACGUGGCCUCCUGGGGAUGUAGCCUCCCUGGGGUGUGGUUCUCCAGCUUUUGUUUUUAUAAUAACUGGUGCUAACUGGUUUCUCAGAGCACUUUGCUCUUUUUGAUGCUGGGCAGUCACUACACUGAUUGGCUAUCUGGGGGUGGGGGUGAGGGUGGGGGUCACAGGUAGAAAGGGGCAGCCUCUGACAUGAAUGUUUCUCACCUGAAUCAUACAGUCUUCACUGGGCUAUCUUCAGGAUAUGAAGUGGAAUGGGGUAUCUCAGGGAUGUUUGUAACUCAGGCACCUUCUGCUUUCUGACAUCCCAUUGUCAGGGGUGGGACAGCGCUCAGGGGAUUGGAGUUAGAACAUUGUUCUGAGAGGUGUCCUGAGUCUGAAGGAGCUAGCUGGUUCUGGCACGUCCAGGAACUCUUACUCUGUUUAGAGCCUUCACAGGGUCCAAAGUGGAAACUGGACUUAGAGUUUUUAAAUGAAUAGACCUUAAUCUGCUUUUGUGGCUUUGAAGUUUUAGAAGUAACUUGCUGGGCUAUUUCUUGUUUGUAGUCACAGAUAUUUAUAGACCACGAAUGUGUGAAAUAAGUUGUCUUUUAUUAAAUCUAUAUAGCACUUGCUAAAUCUCCCAGGUAGCAAACACACAGUCAUUUGAUUGGUGAUUUAUAAGGCAGAAAUAUUUGGUUUUGAAUGAUUGUGUAUGUUAAUUGGCUGUAGCUUAAAAUAUAUUUAAAACAAUUUUUGAGUUAAAUGUUUGUGGCAACCUAGGGGUUCACGGACCAGAACUGCUGCUGAAUCCUUUGGUUUUUGAGUUUAGAAUUUUUUUAGAGGGAGAUAGUCAAACUAUCCUUGUUUUCGGUUCAUCUUACCAGGCACAGGGGCUACUCUUAUACAUUCUAUACUAUAUAAAUGUCUUGAAGAUGGCUCCUGGCUGCCUUCGUCUGGAAGGGUUAUCUGGCUGGAGAGUUGGUUCAGCAGUCAAGAACACAUGUUGCUCUCCCAGAGGACCUGGAUUUGAUUCCCAGAAUGCUCAUGAAGCUCAGAGCCUGUAACUCCAGUCCCAGGGGAUCUGAUGCCCUCUUCUGACUUCCAAGUACACGGAGCAUGCAUGUGGUGCACAUAUACAUACAAGCAAGCAAAACAUUCAUACAUGUAAAGUAAUAAAUGAGUAUGUUAGUAAUGUGGCUGUAGGAAAAGGACUUAUUCCCUAGGGCCUCUGCUGACAUCCCUAGGUAUAGGGAUAAAAUAUUGAUGGAUGUGCUUGAACGUGAUUGUGUGAAAGGAACCGAGCACCUGACUGGAUUCAGUGGGCCACUUCUCCAGGUAUGUGCCAUCAUAGCUGGCAUGGGAGGGAGUGUGUUUGGGGGCAAACAGAACUCCCCCCCCCUUCCAUCUGAAAUAGAGCUUUGCUCUUUUUCAUGUCUCAGGCUGGCAUCAAUACUAUAUAGCCCAGGCUAGCCUCAAACUGAUGGUGAGACCCCAACUGCUAGGUAUAACUAUAGAAGUGAGGUACCACACCCAUCUUAAACAGCAAUCCCUACAGCUUGCUAGCAUGGGCCUGACUAAUCUAGGGAAUAGAUAUAUAUGAAUCUAAUUUUGAGCUGGGCUUUCGUCAUUGAUCACUUUUUUUUUUUUUUCAUUAAAGCUUUCCAUGUUCAAAGGAAAUUGGGACACUACAGAAAAGGAGCAGAAAAAUUACUCUACCUCUCUUGCCUUUGAGCAUCCAUGGCCAAUAUUUUGGCUUUGGGGUGUGUUUCCUUCCUAUUCUUUCUGCCCCACUGCAGCUACAAGGAGCUGUUAUUUAGGCCAUUUAUCCUUGAAUGGAAUACACACACCAGUGUUUUCAUGAGAGCUAGCCUUUUCUCCUAUGCCAAUGGCUGGGUUCUGAGCUCACCACUGGAGUUACCUUUCCCACAAAGGCUGACUUGAGAGGCUCCUAAGACAUGAACUGAGUUUGGCUUUGCGGUAUAACACCUCACAUUUGGAUCUCUGAGUCGCAGUGAACAGCUGUUAAAGCUCUGAUUUCAUGGAUUCUAUUGUGUUGAGAGCGGUAACGGCAAGUGGAGCCCACUUACUGAUGCGCGCUCCUGAAUCUGCUCCCGCCCAGUAGAGAUGACAUUGAUGAGUGAUGUCAUAGCCACUGUUCUAAGUCUGCCUGACAUCUCAGGACAGAGGAAGCCAUGAAUGUUACCAAGUGGUCAUGUCUGUCAGUGAUUUCACAGUUUUGAUCCAUUGUUGAUUUUUAGGAGAAGAAUUCUCCCUUUAGUGCCUGGGCGAUGCCAAAGCCAGCUCCUCAGAAGUGUCCCUUCUGUCUGCUUCCAUUUGUAAUGUGAUCCACAUGGGGGAAAUGGGUGUCUAUAUGGUGAAAAGUGCCUACACCAGUCACGGGUCAACAGUGUUGUGUUGAGGAUCAACCAUGGCUCUGUAAAAAUACUGCCACCCAUUCUAUUGGUUGGAUUUCUCAGGUGUCUGAAUCUUCCUCUUCUCCCAACCACCUCCCAGAGCCAGCACUGGGAUUGAACCUUCCCUGGCUCUCUUUUCCCCUCAGGUCUGACAACUAAGAGUCUCCGGGGACAGCCAACUAGGGCCUCCCCCAGCUCCUUUCUCCAGCUGAACUUGGGUUCUUCCAACCAGGAUUUGACCUGGGUGCUGUUGGUCCCUCUGGCCAAUGACACAUCUUUGGCCAGAUUGGGAUUCUCAAUAGAUGUUAUAGACAUUAUUCUUCCACAGACUUUAAAACAUGGCGUGUGUCUUUUCCUACACAUCAAGUCAGAUUUAAAACUAUUUUAUAACCACAAUCAUUAAACCACGCAAAGAGGGUAUUUUUAGAUAUACACUGUGCUUUAUACUUUACAUAGAAUGUGGUAUGUACAGGUGGUUUGUACCGUGGCCGAAGUAACAUUAAUCAUAGCUCUGGGGAGAUUUACAGACCUUUUGCACUUUAUGCUUUUUAUGAACUCUGUUAACCAUGGUCAAUAUUAAAGCCAUCAAGUGGCAUUUUCUGUGCAUAAACAU